UAUACCCGUAUUUUAACGUUGUUUGUUGCGCAUGCGCAGCGUACUGUUGUAGUAUUUUUCACUGGUUUUGUUUAUUUUUUUAAAUCUCCACAUUGUUCUUGAAAGAUAUGUUAAUAUUCUUGUUCUUGUGAAAGAUGUGAUAGUUUAUAUCACUUUUGGAUUGUCUAACAUACUACCUGAGCAUUAAAUUUUUACAGAGCCAGCGAUGCCUGUGCGUUUUAGGGGUUCAUCAGAAUAUAAAGAGAGGUUUAAAUGGGCAGAUUCAAGGAAAUCUGCAUCUUUCGUCCCCUCACCUGAACAGAGUGGUCCAAUGGCAGGACUUAACUCUGGCAAGCUAGCCACCCAAAUGGAGCCACCAUUACAACGUAGGCGUAAACCAAUUCAGAUCCCUGUGACGUCAACCACAAAGUUUGUGUCAGACUCAAACAAUGAUGAAUAUACGCUAAUAGGAAACCAGACCAAGUUUGCUCCAAGUAUUAAAUACAAAAACAGAGUGAAGGAAAAUGUGAAACCACCUUUAGCCAAGGCAUAUAAGGCUGAGAAAUCCUUACCAAAACCAGAGAUAAAGCCUCCUCCAAAGUCAAAGUUCUCCCAUGGUGUCCCUGCAGUGGACAAGAGAGACAAGAGACCAGGAGUGAUGAAUGAGUUUGUGCAGACAAAUAUGGACCAAGGUGUCCAGGACUCAGGACAAGAGGCUCCACCCCAGUAUGCUAUGCAGUACAGGGCAGGGGUACCCCCUAAGAGGGCAGUAGGACCAAAACGACUCUCAGAAUAUCAGAAAGAAUUUGCUUGGAAAAAUGCUGCAGAGAAUUCGCCUUUAUUAGCUGCAGAACAGGUAAUCUACAACAACAAUCCACAUAUGAAUGCCUACAAGUCCGACCAUGUGCCAAAGACCAGUGAAUACAAGCGAGAGUAUAAACCGUGGCACAUGGUCCGCUAUGAGCCUUCUGGUCAGAUACGAGAGAACGGGGAAACACCAAAGAAAAAGUCAAAGAUGAAAAGAAGUAAAAGUGAACCAAAUCUAACCCCUGACAAGAAGAAGGCUGCUGGCACUGAGGCUGUCACAAAUGAAGAGGAUCCAAGAUUACUUAGAGAAUCCAUGAACCCACAGAAACCUUUCUUUCCACAUGGGAAACACCAGAAGUAUAGGUCUGAGUAUAAAACCAACUUCAAGGCCCCUUCAAAGUUUGUCUACAAUGAAGGUGCCUGGGUGGGGGCAGCACCUCCUCAGGUCAACCCAAGAAAAGAAUCUGAUGGUGAGCAACAGAAUGACAAAUCCCUCAGUAGCUGGUAUCAAGAGGUCAUUGAACUCAGGAAUAAGGCAGAUGAGUAUCGACGUAGGGCUCAGGGAACACAUUUCUCUCGGGAACAUUUAGCACAGCUGUGGGCAAGGCAGGCAGAUCUGUGGGACAAUGUCAGUAAUAGUAGCUCAUUGUCAGCUUUGUCACUAGAAUCUUCAAUGUCAGAUAUAAGUAGCCCAAAUAAAAAAGAAGUGACCCAGAAGAGGAAAGAGCCAAGCCCAGUGAGGAGGAAGUUAGCCUGGGGAGGGGGCCAGGGGGGUAACAGUGAUAGGUCUUCCACCCCAAAACACUCUAUGUCAACUGAAUCAAACAUUGGGUCAUCAUCCACAGAUGCCAGGAGCUUGGAUGGCACAUUAAUAUCCCAGGAUAUAUCAGACAAUGAUACUCUCACCUCAGACCUGGGUAGACCGCCUACCCCUGAGAUAAAAAAGAAUGAAGUUGUCAGCCGCCACCAUCUUGAUAUUACCACACCUGCUAUAGGUGGAGCUCUCCUCACAUCACCAAAACAUAAAGCAAAACGACAACCAACUAAAGGUCACACCUAUAGGGCAGGUGGUUAUAGUGCAGACAGCAGUAGCAGUCAGAGCUCAGUAGCUCCCAGAUCAAGGCCUAAACCAAAUAUUCAGCCUACUAAGACAAUAGCUAUUCCAGUGGGGCCAGCUUCACCUACGUAUGGCAUGCCAACCAGGGACACCCACCAACUCAUAGAUGAUGAGGUUCCUUAUGAUAAACCACUAGAGACCAGAUAUGUACACAGUCCCAAUGCUAAGCGCAAACCAAGACCUUCAGGUGCUGGAGCGCGAAGAGAUCGACCCAACUCUGGCAAACAAGAUGGCCGUCCAAUGUCUGCUAUUCCCCAGAACAGACAGUUAGAGAGGUUGGAUGAGGGCAUAGGGAAGACAUACAACAAGCCUGGAGGCCUGCAGGCAGAGUUGCAUGAUGAUGAUGACCUCCUAUCAGUAUCUGCCAGGCUGACUUUAACUCAUGGAUUCAAAAUCAAACUCCCUUAUUGUAAAAAUAAGAUAAGAAAUGCAGUGUAUUAUGUAGCCCAUUAAUAACUCAUCAUAGUACAGCCAAAUUAAAAUUGAAUAGAUAUGUUGCGCUAUUAAUUUAAAUUGAAAUUCCACUGUGAUUGUCAUACAUACAGCAGAAACGUUACAUCCUUGCAUGAUUUUAGUAGAAAAACAUCAAAUUAUCCCGAUUUUUAAAAAUAUUGCAUGUAUUAUAAGUAAAAGUGAUUUGAUUGAUUCAAUCAACAAUUCCUUUGUAGUUGAGAAACAACUGGUGGAACUAUUCUAUUAUAAUGACUAGUCUAAUAUAAUCUCUAGAAUAUCAACUAGUCUAGAAUAAUAUGUAAUUUACUAUAAUAACAAGUGUAGUAAGUACUAUACAUGUACAGUGACAGUUUUUAGUUAAUUUAUAGCCUAAUGAAUAAAAUGAAUAUAAAUAUGCACAGCAUGAUUCUUACUAUUUAUAAAUAUAACAGAACUAUUAACAGACUAGAAGCAAUUGAAUGUAUCUCAAACAUUACAUGUAAAAUAAUUUUAUACUCUCAUAGAUCUCAUAAAGGGUUAAAGGCCCUGUGUGGAGUAAAUGUUGUCAGAGUGUGCUUUAUAUGCAUGUAUAUAUACCAUUCUUAUAUUUUUGAUUAGAUUAUUUUAUGUGAUGUAAAAAUGAUAGAAUUUAUUUUAUAUUUUAUGUGAAAAGAGUGGGCAGUUAUAUAUCAAUGUCUCACAAACCAGAUUAAAUAGAAAGAUUUAUCCAAAUACAAAUACCUGUUCAGUCAAGUCAUGAGUAGGUUGGAUUCAAAGGUCAAUUGAUAAAAAGAUGCACAUUUUUCCAAACCAUAUGAUUCAUCUGAUACUAUAUACAAAACAUAGGUUUUCAGGCCCGUAGCCAACAUUUGCAAAGCGGGUUCAAAUUUGGCAAUAUUUCCCAAAUUUACUUG
This is a messenger RNA of Owenia fusiformis, 3249 nucleotides long. NCBI's taxonomy places the organism in Eukaryota, Metazoa, Annelida, Polychaeta, Sabellida, Oweniidae. The record is from the annotation of a GenBank genome assembly.